Molecule: messenger RNA, 1377 nt
Organism: Alternaria infectoria
Lineage: Eukaryota; Fungi; Ascomycota; Dothideomycetes; Pleosporales; Pleosporaceae
Exons: 2
Coding region: 1-1377 (458 amino acids)
Molecular function (GO): oxidoreductase activity, acting on paired donors, with incorporation or reduction of molecular oxygen; iron ion binding; monooxygenase activity
Source: RefSeq, a predicted model, not a curated record
AUGAGGCCUAUCGUGCGUGUUAGUCCAAAUGAAGUACACAUCCAAGAUCCCACCUUCUACGACACCCUGUAUGCGCAGUCUCGCCACUCGGACAAGCUCAAGCAUCUCGAGCACCGCUUCAACAAUGAGAUGUCCUCGUUUGCUACUGCUGAGCACAGUCUUCAUCGUCUGCGUCGUAGCGCGCUCAAUCCCUUCUUCUCCAAACGUAAGAUUACCCAGUACUCGCCUCACGUCCAGAGUCAUAUGGAUCGUCUCUGCAAUCGCAUCGAUUCCGAAUUCGUCGCCAACGGGAAGACGAUGAACCUGAACAAUAUGUGGGGCGCCUUCACUUCGGACAUUGUCGUCGGAUACUGUCUCGAGAAGCCGUAUGACUUCAUCCUGAAUCCUGACUUUCGCGCCCAAUUCUCCGACGCCAUGUAUGCCACCUUAUGUCGAAUCAUACAGGUAGCAAGGCUAACAUGCUCCAGGGUUGAUCUCCUCGACCCUGUUCACUUCAUCACGCAAUUCCCAUGGAUGAUCAGAUCACUAAAGCUGCUGCCAGACUGGCUCGUCGUCCUCCUGUCGCCGCCAAUGCGCUCUGUCAUGACCUUCAACAAAGAGAUGGAGACGCAAAUCCAGCACGCCAAAGCCGUACACGCCUCUGGAGAAAAGACGAUGGCCAUCCCAUCUCUUUUCACAGCUCUCCUCGAGUCCGACCUCCCGCCUAGCGAACUCUCCACCAAACGCCUGCAGCACGAAGCCAUCUCCGUCAUCGGCGCGGGCAUCGAAACAACAAUGUACACGCUGUCGACAUGCUCGUACCACCUACUCGCCAAUCCUGUGACGCUGGCCAAGUUGUGCGCUGAACUCGACGCAGCGAUUCCAGAUCCAAACCACAUCCCGCACCUUGACGCAUUGAUGCAGUUGCCGUACUUGACUGGCGUGGUCAACGAAGCUCUGAGAUUUGGCUACGGCACUCCUCAGCGCAUCCCUCGCCUCUCACCAACACCCAUGGUCUACCACACCCCCGAUAUAGACUACCAGCUCCCUGUAGGCACGAUCGUGAGCAUGGACCAUUACACCGCCUCUCAUGAUCCAAGUAUUUUCCCCGAUCCGUUCGCGUUCGUGCCGGAGCGUUGGGCAAGUGAUGCAAAGGCACCAGAUGGAAAGGCGCUAACAAAGUACCUGAUUGCAUUUGGACGUGGAACGCGAAGCUGUGUGGGCAUGCAGCUCGCGUAUGCGGAUUUGUAUAUUGGCAUUGCGACUUUCUUUCGGCGGUUUGAGUGCGCGUUGUUCGAGACUGGGCACGAUGCUGUUGAUCUGUACCUUGAUAGCUUUGUUCCGCGCGCGAAGCCGGGCACGCAGGGAGUGAGGGUUGUUGUUCAGAGGAAGCGAUAG